GGCUUUUGGUUAAGAAAUCGUAGAGUGGGCUUCAAGUCAUGUUUUAGGUCCCUUUGGGCCGUUUUCUGACUCGAAGCGUUUACUAUGACUUCUUUCGAUAAAGAACGAACUUUCCGCGGUUUUAAUCCGCAAAGUUUGAUCGAUGAUUUAGAAUAGCGGAAAACAUGAGCCGAGUUCGCUACGGUCUUCGGGAGAUAGUAUCGAAGGUUCGACGAGAAUACAUGGACUGGUGUCGUAUCGACGUUUCAGAAGAGCUCGGUCGUUUCGUAGCGACCGAGCUUGGCUGAGCUCGGUCGCUACGUAGCGACCUUUUUUCGAGCUCUCAUCGGAUGUCUCGUUUUUCCUCCGCAAAGCUUUUUCGUAAGAAAGAAUCUAUUUUGAAAAAGUAUUUAUCGGAGAAAUUCUCGUUUUCUUCCUCGGACGUUUUGAAUGUUAACUUCGUCGCAACCGUUUUUGACCCCAACAAUACCUUGCAGAAGUCUUUGAAUUCUGAGCUUGUAAAUUCUCCACCCCUAUCUGUUCUCAGAGUCUUUACGGUUAUACCAGUUUCAUGUUCAACUAUUGCCUUGAAGCGCUUGAACUUGUCGAAAGCUUCUCCCUUCUCUUUCAACAGAAUAGACCACAUAUAACGCGAGUGGUCGUCUAUGAGCACGGAUAUAUACAUGUUUCUUCCUGCGGUAGAUGGUGUUAUCGGUCCACACAGAUCACACUGUGCAUGAGCUCCAGACCAGAGGAUGCACGAUAAGUGGUGGAGACUGGAAACAGUUGUCUUGUUUGCUUUUCACGCAAACAUGAAUCGCAAGUAUCCUUCUCGACUUUUUGCCUGGCAAUGCCUGUGACGAGCUCCUUUUCUACCAUUGUCUUCAUCGCAUCGACUCCAAGAUGUCCUAAACGUGCAUGUCAACGAGAGUAGUCGCUCUUAACCUCAAGUUGCAGGCACUUGCAUUCUUCUACCUCCAUUAGUACUUUAUAUAAUAUGUUUUGGGAUCUUGGUGCCUUCACGAUUAGGUUGCCAUAUUUGUCAUGUAGAGUAAGGUAAUCUUCUCUCAUCCUUACAUCACAUCCUGACUCUGUAGCUUGUUCGAGACUUAUAAUGUUACUCUUUAACUCAAGGAUAAAGUAGAUAUCAGGAAGAAUCUUCUUUCUUCCGUCUUGGCUUAUAAACAACAUGAAACCUUUCCCUUUAAUGUCUAUUCUCGAAUCAUCUUCGAACCGAACAUUUCUAGUGAUUGUUUCAUUAAUGAAUCUAAAGUAGCUUUUAUUUCCAGUCACGUGGUUACUAGCUCCGUUUUCUAAGUACCAUAUUCUGUCACCAUCAGUGCUGGAAUCAAACUCUUUAGGCUUCACGUUUCGUUCAUUGAGAUAGACAAUUUCAUGCAUCAUAAGUCCAUCGGCUUCAAGAGUUUCAUAUCCAUACUUGCUUUAUGUUGUUUCUUGUAUCUUGAGUAACCUAUCCGGACAUGUAGCUGCAAAUUGUCCCACUUUAUCACAUCUAACUCCUGUGAUCUUGGAGGCGACUCUGCUUUCCCAAUACGAUAUACCGCGUCCUCUUCCUAUGUUAUCGUAUCGAUUUCCUCGGCCUCGUCCUUUAUAUUCUAUAUCUUGAUAUGUUUGUGGUUCUGUAUUGCUGUACAUAAGCUUGCCCUGGCUAUCUUGUGUAUCUUCUUCUUCUUCUGCAGAGAUACGUUCCGUAUGCUUUAAAACGACCGACAACAUCUUUGAAACCCGUAGUAUUUAAAUCCAAUAGUUGUUCGAGGGAAACAACUAUGUGAAUAUAUUUCUUGUGUGGUAAUAUAUUUUUUACGAGUUUAGCUUCCUCCAUACUUUCUCCUAGUGCAGCUGAUUUCGACGAUAUCUCUGAUGACUUGCCCAGAAAGUCAUCAUUCUUAUCGGUUUCUUUCAUCUUCAAUCGUUCGAAUUCAGUCAUGAGGGUUUGAAGUCGUGCCUCUCUCACCCUGUCAGCUCCUACAUAGCGGGUUUUGAUCGCAUCCCACACCUUCUUUGCGGUAUCAAAUUCUCCCACUUGUAGGAUCAUACUCUUCGGGAUAGAUUGAAACAUGAGUGCCGACACCAUAUCAUUCUUUUCGCCGUCAGUCGACUCUUUCUCGACCACUUCCAAUACCUUAUGAACCCUAGGUAACGUUUUCAUCCGUAUCGCCGGUGUAAUUUGUUGUCGUCAACAUAAGACACUUUAUGGAAGACGAGCCUCCUUUCUUCUUGAUUUUCGUAGUAACUAAAUCAUCUAUGAUUCUCAAUCAGUUUGCUCUGAUACCAAAUAUAAGUCUAGGAUUGUAUGAACUCAAUAUAAAUAAACUCUUCUUUAUUAGCUUAAAAAACACUCACAAAACUUAAGCACUCAAACUUAAUCUCUAAAUUCACACAAUCUAUGCAACACUCUUGCAUCUUAUUAUAUAGAGACCAUAGUUUUUAAACUCAUUAGGUAAACUAACUAUCCUAAUUCUAACUCACUUAGGAUUGAUGUAACUUGUAUCCUAAGUUAACUUCAUGUUUAUCUCCAACACUAACCACUCUGCGUAAAAGUGCCAAUUGUUAAAAAUUUAUUAUAAUUGUUUCGUAUUCUAUAAUUAUAUAUUGAUUUUGAAGUCAGGUCACAAAAAGGAGAAAACUAUGGGGUGAAAAGGUUUUCUGGUGAAAGGAGUGUUUGAAAAGGCGACACCUUUUACUUUUAUUUGUUGUUUAAAGACAUAUUUCAAUGUAUAUCUAUUGGAUUUAAAAAAAAAAAUUAAAUAAUUUUAAUCAUAGAUAGUUACUAAUCGACAGUUAGCAGUCUGUUAUGUCUUCGUCAAGUCUACCAAGUUGCAAUUUUUAUUAAUUAAAAGACCUGCAGCGUGACACAUGUAUAACUAAAACUUGCACAAACGAUGAGUCGGGCCUGGUAGUACUCCAUAUUACCCAUAUAUAUCUUCCAUCAAAUAUAUUUUAAUUUUCUUAAAGGAACAUGCUACAUUUCUCGGUUACAAAAGAAAACAUCCGACAUUUCUACGGCUAUAUAUAUGGUACGAAAAAUUAAAUCUAACAAAAGUAAAAGCAAAGGCGUGAGAAAAACAAGACAAACGAGGCUUCUUCUCCAAUUCCCUGGGAACAAUAAUGGCUCACCGUAAUGAAGAAGAAGGAUCUAUUGGGACCUCCAUGCAUGGAGUUACCGCGAAAGAACAUGUUUUCUCUUUCUCUGACCAAGGCGAAGAUGCAUGGUCUUCCCAUAGCGUCCAGUCUGAUGAUCCAACGGCUAUGUUUGCCUUUCCAGUCGACUCAGAACAUAAAGCAAAAGUGUUCAAACCAUUGUCAUUUGCGAAACCACACAUGAGAGCUUUCCACUUAGGAUGGAUCUCUUUCUUCACUUGCUUUAUCUCCACGUUUGCCGCCGCACCUCUCGUUCCCAUCAUCAGGGACAAUCUUGAUUUGACCAAAACUGAUAUAGGAAAUGCAGGAGUCGCCUCCGUUUCCGGGGCCAUUUUUUCAAGGCUUGCUAUGGGAGCGGUUUGUGACUUGCUCGGGGCUAGGUACGGAACGGCGUUUCUCCUAAUGCUGUCGGCUCCAGCAGUGUUCAGCAUGUCUUUUGUAGCUGACGCUGGUGGCUACUUAUCCGUCCGGUUCAUGAUCGGUUUCUGUCUAGCCACCUUUGUGUCAUGUUCAUACUGGACCAGUGUGAUGUUUACUGGAAAGAUCAUUGGACUCGUCAACGGAUGUGCCGGUGGUUGGGGAGACAUGGGAGGAGGCGUGACUCAGUUACUCAUGCCGAUGGUCUUCCACAUCAUCAAAGUCGCUGGAGCCACUCCUUUCACGGCAUGGAGGAUCGCGUUCUUCAUCCCCGGCUUUCUUCAGGUUAUCAUGGGGAUUCUAGUGCUCACUCUUGGACAAGAUUUUCCUGAUGGAAACCUAAGUACUCUGCAGAAGAAAGGAGACGUUUCUAAAGACAAAUUAACCAAGGUGUUUUGGUAUGCUCUUCGGAACUACAGAACAUAUGUUUUGUUCAUUCUCUAUGGAUUUUCCAUGGGAAUAGAAAUGACCAUCAACAAUGUUAUCUCAGAAUAUUUCUUCGACAGGUUUCAACUCGAACUCCAUACAGCUGGUAUGAUAGCAGCCAGCUUUGGUAUGGCUAACUUCUUCGCUCGUCCUAUUGGGGGCUUCGCAUCAGACGUGUCAGCUAGGUUUUUCGGUAUGAGAGGGAGGUUAUGGACCCUUUGGAUCUUACAAACUUCUGGUGGUCUUUUCUGUGUUUGGCUCGGCCGUGCCACUUCACUUCCUAUAGCUAUUUUAGCCAUGAUGCUUUUUUCCUUUGGUGUACAAGCUGCUUGUGGGGCCAUCUUCGGCAUCGUUCCUUUUGUCUCGCGCCGCUCUCUAGGAAUAAUAUCAGGACUGACCGGCGCAGGAGGAAACUUUGGGUCGGGUCUAACUCAACUGCCCUUUUUCUCGUCAUCAAGAUUCCAUACUGCAGAUGGUUUGUCGCUGAUGGGAAUUACAGCGAUGAUUUUUACGCUUUUGGUUGCGUUUAUACAUUUUCCACAGUGGGGAAGUAUGUUUUUAGGACCAACAAGUGACAAUAGAACAUCAAAAGAAGAGCAUUAUUAUGUGGCGGAGUGGACUGAGGAAGAGAAGCUGCAAGGAUUGCAUGAAGGCAGCCUAAAGUUCGCAGAGAAUAGUAGAUCUGAAAGAGGCAAAAAGGCAGCUCCGGACGGAACCUCCACACCGCUGGAAAAUGAAAAUCCGGCUAAUGUUUAGUUAUGGAAUAUUAUUUUCAUCUCGUAUACAACUACACAUAAAAUAAGUGUUCUUUAUAUGUCCAAGGAGCACAAAUACAUUCAUUUCAUCAAAUUGAAUUACUUUUUUUUUGUCUGGAUUGUUUCUUGUUAUAUAUGAAGUUUUAUUAAUUCAAAGUAAUACAUUCAUUUCAUCAAAUUGUCAUGUUUCUUAGUUUGUAUGUAGAUAUUACUUAUUGAUCAUUCAAACUAAAAUAUAGAUAUUUCAAAAUGAUAUUUUUUGUGUGUUUCAAAAAAGAUCAUUUUGAAAUAUUUAUAUUUUAGUUUUAUCUAACCAACCUCCAUAACAAACAUCCAUAUGCUUAGUCCAACAUCAAAAUCACAUUGGGAACACGGUUUAUUUAUUUAUAUAAAUCUGUAUGUCACAAUUGACAAAAGAUAGUGCGUACCUUGAUUUCUUCAUGGCAAGGUAUAAAUAAGAAUCAGUGUUUUUUUUACAAUUUUUUUUAUCUUUCUUUGCACUAGGUGUAUCCACGGGUAUUUUUUUUUUGUCAGAAUUUUUCAUACGGUUUUAAAUUGUGUUUCAUUUUUAUGUUUCCGAAAGAAAAUUGAAUUGUGUAGAAAGAAUAAUUUAGAUUUUUUCAAAAGCAAGCUAAGAAACUAGUUUUGUCUAAGUAUCUACAAAAACUAAUAUAAUAACAGCUCAAACAAGAAAUAUUUAUAGAUGAUCAGUAACAAAAAAAGUAGCUCACUCCACAUUGGAAAAUUACAAGAUUCUGUUACAAACUUGAAUGCCCAAUCUUAAGUAAAAAAGGCAGUAUGUCUUUUGUAGCCGACGCUGGUGGCCACUUAGCUCCAUUAAAAAAGUGGGAGAUGACGAUGAUCUGUACGGUCCACUAAAUAAAUAAAGUAUGGGUCGGUUGAUAUAACUAUAUAAGACCAAGUUGUUAUUUUUUUAUUGUGGUCAUAAUUUGGUGUGUACUUUGUCCGGAGUAUCUAACGCGAUUUUUUUUAACGUUGAUUUAUUAUGAUCUUACAAUUAUGAUAUAGGAAAGACAAUUACGAUUCGAUAACCGACAAUACUACCUGUCUUAUGAAGACCUACGCCUAACUGCAUCACCUGAGCCGUCAUAUGGAGAUCCACGUCUGACCAGAUUUACUGCAUAAUUGUUUAAUAAACCGCUCUCUCCGGGACUUGAAACCUGAAUUUCUUGUAAUCUGCAAUAAAUUGCAUAGUCUGGGAUUCGAACCCCAGACCUGAGUGUAGAAGCCUUUAAACCUUAACCAAUAGGCUACGGUGCUUCCACAACGUAUCUUACGCGUUUGGAAGGUCAUCAAACGUGGUUUGAUUGCUCCACUUAUCGCGUUGCCCCCACGACUACUUUAUUUAAAACCGCAGAAAAAAAAUAUUCCAAUUAUCGCCUUGUAAUUAUAAUAAUUCUAACGUGUACCAGCUAUUUUUUAAUAAGACUGUAGAGAAAAGAGAUAAUCUUUUCUCUCCUCGUCCACCGUUUUCUUCCUCUCGCCACAACCUUUAUUGUCGCCGGUCCGGUGGCCAACAGAGGUCUCUACCCGUCGGUCGCCACCCCAGAUCUCCCUUGUGUCCAGCCUUUUCCCUUCUCUAGCUUCGAUUUCACUGAUUCCUCCUUUCUUCAUCUACUAUGUUCUUUGUCGAUCUAUUUGCAGCCGUAUCCGAUGAUCUAUUCCGGAGUCUGCGGGUGUCCAUAAUCUCCCUAGAGUGAUGGCGCGGACGUGGUUACUCAGAUCUGAGAAGGAGGUGUCGGCUUGGUGGUAGAUCUAGUGUUUGACAUUGAGUGGAUCUGGAUCAGAUCUCUCUCGGAGGGUUUGCUAGAGUGGUGAAGCAUCGUUUCCUUCGCCAUUCUGGUCAGUUCGUUGCCUCCACCAUCAACCAUGUCUCCUCAUCCUGCCGCUUUGGUAAGAAGUUCCCUCACUUGUUCCAAGUUGAAAACGCGAUAUCUAGGCUUAUCGUCGGGACUUUUUCCCGGCUAUGAUUUCUCAACAACGACCAUUGUGAUUAGUUAGGCUUAGAAUUGUCCGGGGUAUCGGGUUUGAUCGGAGUUCGUGCAAUUCUUCUGAUAUUUCCCUUCUUCAAUCGGCCGGUCUUUUCACCACCCUCUUUCCAGCUGAUAGGAACUUUAUUUUCCUCCAUUUUCAAGCUUCAGAAGGAAGAUGCAUGCUGUCCCCUGCCUCUCUUGAUGCUCUGUCACAUAAUCCUUUGUGCUCUUCUUGUGUGAUGGGACCAGAGUUGAGCCAUUAAAACCUCUGCUUCCAUCAGCCAGUACUCCACCUAUCAUUCGUCUGCUCGUUUCUUGUUGACGGGUUAGGAUUCUCAGAGUGCGAUUUGGCUUCUUCUUUAUAUUGCACGUCUGGAGUGGACUUCACCGGUAGUGAUGGCUGGACCAGGACUUGCCGACCCUGCUUCACCUGUCUUCCUCUCAGAUUCGCCUUAGGGACAAGUUCACGGUCCCUCUAACUGUUCUCCGGUUGAAUUCUCAAAUGGCUCGUCUGAUUUUGAUGCAGGUCCCGUCUUCAAUAUAUACGCAUUGGUUUCCUGCAAUCUAAGUGUUGUCUAUGAAAUUGUAAUGUUAGCUAAGCUUCAAUCACUUCCUUAUGGUUGUGCUUGAACCUUCAUUUUCUUAUUGAGCUUUUUAGCUUUUUUGGUGGCCCUACAAGGCACCAUUGCUUUGUCUAUUGACCUAGCGACCUAGAAACAUUAGGAUUAGAUUCGUCAAAGGAAAAUGUAUCUUCCUGCUUCAUCAUUCAUUAAUGAAAUUCACAUACUUACCAAAUGAAAGCUUUCAUUAUGAGGGCUCAAGAAUUUAAUAGUAUGGGUUCGCCCGAUUAUGUAAUUUUGAAUUGAGAAAAUUUCAUAAUAUUCCAACUAAAUUUCGUUAAGCUUUUUAAUAUGCAAACCUUUUUGCUAUCCAGUUUAAUACAUUAAAUAAUUAUUUUCCUCAUUUUAAUACAAAAACUUUUAAAGUUAUGUCCAUUUGAAUACCCGAACUUUGUUUAUAUUAAUCAAAAAUAUUAAUAAGUUUCAAACGAAAUUUAAAAAAUCUCCAAAAUCUAUGUAAAAUCUUUUAAAUUUCUAAAUUUAUUUAAGUUAACGGAAAUAAAGUACCAAAAUUAUGGAAAAUUAAAUUUAGAAAAACUUAAUUUUGAAGGGAAAAAAUAAUUAGUUUUCUAUUUCCCAAAAAAAAACUAAAUUGACAUUAAAACUUAAAACUUAUAAUGCACAAUUUAAAAUUAUACACAAUUUAGUUACUUCUAUUUCUAAGACUUCAAAUAAAAUUAGAAUUUUUAAGAUUGUUUUGUGAAUUUUAGAGAAUUUUUAAAUUUAUGACUGUUUUGAUUAAAAUUAAUUUAGUUAGGUAUUAAAAUGAACACCGUUUUAAAAGUUGAAGUACUAAAAUGGAAAAAAAAUAAUUAAUUGAGGUAUUAAAGUGAGUAGCUAAAAAAUCUAUGUAUUAAAAUGCUUAAAAAAAUAUUGUUGAAAAUAUUUUAAUGGAUUUUUCCUUUUUGAAUUUUGAUUUUGUUGUUAUAAUGGUGUACAUUUAGAAACGAAAACAAUGUUGAUACAUAUCAUAGAAAUCUUGUUUAUGUAAUAAAACUACCAAUCCAACAAAACUAAACUUUGGAAUUAUAUCCCCUUAUUAUUAAUCAAGAAGAAAUUCGAGAAUAACUUUCAUUGAGUAAACUAAUUACAGUGUAGCCAUUUUGAUGAUGUGUCGGAUUCUCAUGCAUCUUUAGCCUUCUAUUAUAACUAACCUUAAAAGACUAUAUUAAUUACGGUGAGUGCCAUUGGUAAUGGAAUAUUUCAUUAUAUUUCAUCCUACUAUAUAAAAGGGACUAUUUUGGGGGCUUCCAAGGUGUGCCAUAUGGGCAAAAAAAUUUCUGGCCAACCAAUCUGCCAUGUCAUCACAGACUGGGCUUCAGCCCAAAAAAUUGGAAAAAAAGUCACGUGUUGGCCCAGCCUCUUACGUAUUCAUAUAUCCUACGUAUUUAUAUAAAAAAUUAUGAUUUUAUAUUAUCAUAUUGUUUGUUCUUUUUUUCUAUUGCUUCAAUUCACACAAGAAUUUCAAAUUUUAAACGCAUCCCGUUAAUUCACGUUAGACAGUUAUAAAAAAAAAGGCAAGAAGCACUUCUUCUGCAUCAUGAAGGCAAUUAGCACCGGCUGCAAUUACGGAUUGUUUCCAAAAUUUGGUUUUCUCUCAUUAAUACAUAUAUCAACAGAAUAUAUGAAAUAAAUUCAUUAGAUUGCAUAUUUGAUACACACCGCUUACCAACCUCAUCUCCGCUUAAGAUUAACAUCAUCUUCCACUAAAAACGUUGAAACGAGAAGAAAGAAGGAGACGAGUAAUAGUCGUAACUCACUUAAUCUGUGCAUUUCCACAUUUCAAGACCUCUCUCUUACAGUGUCUCACGUUUUAAAUCUUUCUUUCGUUUCAGGGCUGGCUUCCUCAACACAAUGGUCAAAUCAAACAACAAUGAUCCUCCACCUGUUGGAGGUAAAUCGAACUUACCACUUUUUAAUUUUUUUAAUAAUCCAACGUUUUUUUUAUAUAGAGAUAGCGAGUUUUUAAAAAUCAUUUUUUAUACAGAUAGCAAGUUUAUUGUUACAGUUAUGGUUCUUAGUAGCAAGAAUAUCCUAGUUUCAAGGGUAGUAGAACAUCAGACCUUAAAACUAAAGAGCUAAAUUAUAAAAAAAAAUAAAAAAUAUGAUAUUCAUAAACCUUUACAUCUGUUUUAAAAAAAAAAAAAUUGAUUACGUAAC
This is a messenger RNA of Brassica rapa (field mustard), 9513 nucleotides long. RefSeq names its product high affinity nitrate transporter 2.6. NCBI's taxonomy places the organism in Eukaryota, Viridiplantae, Streptophyta, Magnoliopsida, Brassicales, Brassicaceae. Gene Ontology annotation, molecular function: nitrate transmembrane transporter activity. The record is from RefSeq and is a predicted model, not a curated record. Gene Ontology annotation, biological process: transmembrane transport.